AAAGACCGGCCAUUUUAUAGCCAAAAUUUUCUUUACCGCAAAUGUAUUACAAGGAGACAUCACACUGGGCCUGCCAGCUACCUUGUCAAUCCUUACAACAUGCGAAACCAGUCCUUGCAAAACUAACAUUAACCAAUUUCUUCCUUAAAAUAACCUCAAUGCUCCUUAUAAAUAGCCAUUCACCACCAUUUGAUACCAUUCAGUCUUGCAUAAAGUUUUUUUAAUAAAAAAACAUCAAGCAAUAAAGAAUCAGAACCCUUUCUUCAUCACCAAGGCAGGUCGCGGCAGCUAAUAUCACUCUUUUGCGUCAUGGGAUUGAAGAAGAUCUCCUGUGCUGUCCUUGUCGUUGCUGCCUCCAUGAGUGCAGCCUUGGCAGCUGAUGAAGUCUCAGCACCGGCUCCCUCCCCUACCGGCAGGGCAUCCGCAACCUUGCCUGUUGUUGGAUCCUUGAUUGGGGCUUCCCUUGUGUCGUUCUUUGCCUAUUAUUUCCAGUAAGCUCAUUCAAACUGGAGAAAAAUGAUAAUAUAAAGGAAAGG
Populus euphratica (Euphrates poplar) is the source of this 536-nucleotide messenger RNA. RefSeq names its product arabinogalactan peptide 23-like. The coding region runs from base 310 to 495 and encodes 61 amino acids. The transcript has 3 exons. NCBI's taxonomy places the organism in Eukaryota, Viridiplantae, Streptophyta, Magnoliopsida, Malpighiales, Salicaceae. The record is from RefSeq and is a predicted model, not a curated record.